This is a messenger RNA of Ictalurus punctatus (channel catfish), 3892 nucleotides long. RefSeq names its product arylsulfatase family, member J (gene arsj). The transcript is spliced from 2 exons. Lineage: Eukaryota; Metazoa; Chordata; Actinopteri; Siluriformes; Ictaluridae. The record is from RefSeq and is a predicted model, not a curated record. Bases 171 to 1871 code for a protein of 566 amino acids.
CACGCGCACGCACACACGCACUCACGCGCACGCACACACGCGCCGACUAUACCGUGCAGACAGACAGCGCGCUGUGAACGAGGCAGCAGUUUGUAGACCUUCAUGAGCCACUUGGACUUUCGCAGUCAAGGCGAAUGGUGUGAGCGGCGAGACGCGCUGAAGAGGCGGCCAUGUUGGUGCUCGGGGUUUUGGCCGGAUUCUGCCUCUGCAGCGCGGCCGCCUCCGGUUACGGGAGAUGGAGCAAUAACUUUCGCCCCAGCUCAAAUGAAGUGGACAAACCCGGCUCGCAGCCGCACAUCAUUUUCGUUAUGGUGGACGACCAGGGCUUCAGGGACGUGGGAUAUCACGGAUCCGAAAUCAAGACGCCGACCCUGGACUGGCUCGCAGCGAACGGAGUGAAGCUGGAGAAUUACUACGUGCAACCGCUGUGCAGUCCAUCCCGCAGUCAGCUCAUGACCGGCAGGUAUCAAAUCCACACUGGGCUCCAACACUCCAUAAUCCGCCCCACUCAACCCAACUGCCUCCCUGUAGAAAACGUCACUCUCCCCCAAAAGCUCAAGAAUGCAGGAUAUGCGACACACAUGGUUGGCAAGUGGCACCUUGGUUUCUACAAGCGUAGCUGCAUGCCUACACAGCGUGGCUUUGACACCUUUUUCGGCUCCCUUCUAGGGAGUGGUGACUACUACAGCCACUACAAAUGUGACGGCCCUGGACUGUGUGGCUUUGACUUGCAUGAAGGCGAGGAAGCUGCGUGGGAGCAAGACCGAGGCAUCUAUUCCACCCACAUGUAUACUCAAAAGGCAGUACGUAUUCUAGCAUCACACAACCCAAAACAACCUAUCUUCCUGUACUUGGCAUACCAGGCAGUGCACUCACCUCUGCAGGUUCCUGCUCGCUAUCUGGAACGCUAUAAAUCCAUCCCAAAUCUGCAACGUCGCAAAUACGCAGCCAUGGUCAGCUGCUUAGAUGAGGCUAUGCGCAACUUAACUCUUGCACUCAAACGCUACGGCUACUAUGACAACAUGGUCUUGGUGUACUCUUCGGACAAUGGGGGUCAACCUCUGUCAGGUGGCAGUAACUGGCCGCUAAGAGGUAGUAAGGGAACCUAUUGGGAGGGCGGUAUACGGGCAGUGGGGUUUGUGCACAGCCCCCUACUUGUGAAGCGAGGUACUUGUAAGGCCUUAAUCCACAUUACUGACUGGUACCCAACCUUGGUUACACUCGGUGAAGGUAUGCUUGAUGAGAAUCAGAACCUGGAUGGCUAUGACGUUUGGGAGUCGAUCAGCGAAGGGCGCCCAUCUCCACGUCAUGACAUUCUCCACAACAUCGAUCCCAUUUACAGCAAAGCUAAGAAUGGCUCUUGGAAGGCAGGAUAUGGGAUCUGGAACACAGCGAUCCAGGCAGCUCUCCGUGUUGGGGACUGGAAACUCCUGACAGGUGUUCCAGGCUACAGUGACUGGGUUCCACCACAAACCUUUUCCAAACAGAUGUUGAGCAAUCGCUGGCACAGUGAGCGUGUGCGUUGGGAUCGAGGCAAGUCAAUUUGGCUCUUUAACAUCACAGCUGACCCUUUUGAGCGUGUGGAUCUGUCAAGACGUUACCCACACAUAGUGAAAAAGAUGCUACUCAGACUUUUACAGUACAACAAGACAGCCGUGCCAUGCCGCUACCCACCCAAGGACUACAGGUCCAAUCCUCAGUACAAUGGAGGGGUCUGGGGACCUUGGUACUCAGAUGUUGAUGAACAUGAGAAUGAAAAUAAUAGCAUUCUUUCCAAUAAUUUACAGAAGACUAAAAAAGAGAAAAAAGUGAAACAUAAAGGGAAUUUGAAAAGGAAAGCUGAUGACGUCUUGGUUCUUCAUUUGCAGUGACUUAUGUUUUAUGCAGAUUCCAGUACUCAGGGACUGACAGGCAGUCUUGAUCUGUUCACAUGAUUUUUCACUGACAGAGUUUUAUACUUGGAUAAAUUUACCUCUAGUUAGAUAUUUUAUAUGUAAGCAACAGGAAUCGGCUGUUAUGCAUCUGAUUCUUAUGAGGAAACCCACUUAAACACUGCUGUUUCCAGCUUAGAAUUGGACAAUGCUUGUUAGAGCUUUAAGAAAAAGAUAUAUAUUUAUUUUUAACAAUUUAUUGCAUGCUCAACCUUCCUUGGCCUUCAUAUUGUUUUAUGAUGUAUAGACUAAUGAUAGAUUCAAAAGAAAUUAUAAAAUAUACAGGGUGUUCCAAAAGUCUCCAUACAUAGGGGAAAUUAGCACUUUUCUUCCAAUUUUUUCAUCCUUGGUAUAUAUAUAUAUAUAUAUAUAUAUAUAUAUAUAUAUAUAGAUAGAUAGAUAGAUAGAUAGAUAGAUAGAUAGAUAGAUAGAUAAAGAUAAAAUUAGGGAUGUCACGAGGACUGAUACUUUGGUACCAAGUCGGUACCAAUAUUCUUACAACGUGACGGUACUUGUUUUUCUACACUAGUGUUGGUAUCGAUUCUAAUGGAGAUUGAAAUUCUUCCGGACCUGAUGGGGGCAGCAAAUACGCGGAAGUGUUUUAGUCGGUCCACAAGUGAUAAAGAAGAAGAGGAACGCCUACAAGCACAUGAGAAAAACUACAGAAGAUUAGCUUAGUUUAACAAGUUUAACUCCGCCCCGACUCGUUGAGAGGAAAAGAGAGGAAAGCUAGUAUCAGUUUCCGGUGUGCAACCGAUGCUAUUGUUAAUUUCAAACAAAGCGAGGAAACACCUGGAAUUUGGCGAAGCACCUGAAAGAUGGUUGUAUAUUAUGUUUGUUUGAGGCAGCUGGUAUUGUGGCCUUGAAACCAGCUAACGUUAUGCUCCAUGUAAUGUUAGUGAUAGCCAGUUAUUUGUUAACGACGCUAACACAUUGCGAUGUUAUAAACUACCUCCUAAUGGGCCACCAUGCAGCGCCUUUCAGCCCGGGUCCUGUCAGCUAAAUGUAGCCUAAUGUCACUAAUAAUUAUUCAAAUGUUCAUGCUUUUAAUAAAUCUUUUUGGCCUGCCACCAUAUAAGUGAAUUUAAACUAAUGCUUGCAUUCAGAGUAUAAGGCGGGUGUGUGCGUGUGCGUGUGCGUGUGCGUGCGCGCAUGUUUAGGGGUGCACCGCCACUCAUUGUCGGACAGUGUUUGAUAACUAAAAUACCACCCCCACACUCUCUUUGCCAGUAUCAGUCAGGGGAGGAUGUCCUCCAGGAAGGUUUUUAAUUAAUCAAUUUUAUUUUUUUUAUACCACACCUUGGGAUCGACUUUGGAUUUGAGUAUCGUGUACUUUUGGUGGUAUUGGUACCGACUACUAGAUUUUUGGUAUCGUGACAUCCCUAAUAAAUAAAUUAUAUAUAUGUAUAUAUAUAUAUUUCCCCUUGAGAUAGCCUUUAAGAAUGCCUUUGACAAACGAAGAACAUAUUGAACUCAUUCUCAUGGCUGAAUCGGGGAGUUGUUGCAAGGGUGUGAUGGACUUUAACAGGAAACAUAUCAAGCACAUCACACACAACACUGUUGCCAAACUUAUUAACAAAUUUAAAAAAGAGUGGAAGUGUGAUGGAUCAACUGAGAAGUGGACGUCCACGGCAAUCCACUGAUGAGGCACAACUGACGUGGUGCUGGCAUACUGUACUUAGUCCCUUAUGAAUGGAGACUUUUGGGACACCUUGUUUAAAACACAAUUGUUUGUCAAAGUAAUCUAUUAAAGACGAAUAUUGUGUUCCGUGCAGAUGCAGUUUAGGCCCAGAAUCAAAACCAUGUAAAACAGUAGUUUUACUGAUAAACCUUAUGGUUGAAUACAGUUGAUGUUUCACGCACUUAGAAUUUUCCAGUACUGUGUUUGAAUUGUGUUUGUUCUUUUGUGUUGUGUGGUCCAGUACCAGUUGGAACGCAAUAAAACAAAAAUGUGAACUCUU